This is a messenger RNA of Laetiporus sulphureus 93-53, 1701 nucleotides long. RefSeq names its product acid protease. The record is from RefSeq and is a predicted model, not a curated record. The coding region runs from base 1 to 1701 and encodes 566 amino acids. The transcript has 11 exons. Gene Ontology annotation, molecular function: aspartic-type endopeptidase activity. NCBI's taxonomy places the organism in Eukaryota, Fungi, Basidiomycota, Agaricomycetes, Polyporales, Laetiporaceae. Gene Ontology annotation, biological process: proteolysis.
AUGAGGCUACACGCUCUUCGACUCACGCUCUGGCUCGCAUUUUCUAUCUCUCUGUCACAUGCUGCGAGGAUAUCAUUCUCAAGACACCAGCGCGGAUCCGGUGAAUCCGCCCUACAGAGGAGAGGCGGGAAAACAUCCUACUCAUAUGCUACUACUAGCUCGAGCAGCGGGGAGAGUGUUGACCUAUCUACUGUCCGUGACCUACUGUACAUUGCGAAUAUCACUAUAGCUGACACUGCGUAUCCUGUCCAAAUCGAUACAGGUUCAUCAGACCUAUGGGUUAAAGGCUCCUCAUUUCCACUAUCAGGCGCUACCACUACAUCGUUAGCAGAUAACAUGACCUAUGGCAUCGGUUGGGCGUAUGGCAACGUCUCUUAUGCUGAAGUGGAAUUUGCAGGGAUUGAGGUCAAAUCCCAAGCAUUCAUGGAUGUCUCCUCCGCGAGUAACCCUGCGCUAGCGUACGGCGCCGUCGGUAUCAUCGGCCUUGGAUUCGACUCUCUGUCCAAUGUCGACGCGCUUGUGAACCGCAGUGGCAGUGACACUGGACGGACUUUCCUCUACAAUGCCUUCGCGCAGGACAAGAGCGAACCGAACUUCAUUUCAUUCUCCCUGCAAGACAUUGACGACACAUACGAUGAUGUGGAGGGAUAUUUCUCAAUAGGAGAGUACGAACCGGAAUAUUCUGCCGUAGCGAACAGUACCACGAUCUCAACAUGGCCCGAGAGCUAUCCCAAGCGAUGGAGCGUCUUGCUCGACUAUCUCCUACUAGGCGCCGAUUCUACCGCAGUCCCUGUCACCACCAGUAUAUCCGGCGCACCCUCCAACAGGGCUGUCGUAGUGCUUGACAGUGGUACAUCUUACACUUAUGUGACCACGGACAUCGCUAAUACGAUCUUUGGCAAUAUCUCUAACGCGAAAUAUGAUGAUAGCCUUGGUCAGUGGGCCUUGCCUUGUGAUUCUGAGGUUGACAUUGCACUACAAUUCGGUGAAGAUAUCUACCCCAUUGACCCACUUGAUAUCACGGUCAAAACUUCCUCUGACUCUUCGCAAUGCCUGGCGACGAUUCUCCCUGACGAUGACAUCGGCGGAGGAGAGUUUGACUGGCUAAUUGGCGACAACAUGCUACGCUCCGUAUACGCGGUCUACGAUUUCGGGGAUUACGACUCGUCCGGCGAUUUAGGAGAUCCUUACAUCAAGCUGCUUUCCCUCGUUAAUGCCGACACGGCGUCUGUGAACUUCCACAAAAUCAGAGGCGGCACCGCGCAGAAUAUCACCUACAACGCAGCUAAUGUCACCGCCGCGACCUCAACAACCGUGUCGCUAUCCAGCGAGCUGGCUGACACCCUGACGAAGCUGGGCACGUACUUGCCUGCGGUACUCGCGCUGAUGGCUUUCAACGCAUUCAUCCUCCUCGCGCUCGUCAUCGCAGGCAUCGUGUAUGUUUGCCGGAGGAAUGGCGGUGGGUUGGCGCGGCCGCGCAGGGUUGCUGGACGCACAAGCCCCAUGCCGAUGAACUCAAUAUCCACGUACGGGCUGAUGAAUCCCGAUCGCGAGUCACACGUGUAUCAGCCUGUCUCGAUGGCCCUCACAGACGACGCGUUCACGCCGCCGUCGCCCGCUUUCUCAAAACCGGGCUUUGAGGUUGACAAGCGGCGUGCCAGCGCGAUCACAAUAGCCGACAGGCCAAUGUCGGUCGCAUAG